AUCACGACACGGAAGAUUUACAGAAGCUUCUUUCUUCAACUAAAGUGAAUGGAGUUUCUUAACGGAUGUUACGCGUGUCAUGGAUAGCUGCUGCAAGUGUCAAGCAAACGGGGGCUUUUUCAUGCCAAUAUCUCCUGAGGAAGAAGUCGGUGUAGUCAAAAGCCGAGAAGCAAAAGAAGCCGGCAGGCAGCACACUUCCGGUGGCACACACGCACAUGGGCAGAUGCGACAAAACGCCAUUUUCCGUCAUAUGGAAUGACAUCCCAAGGUUUCACCCGUGAUCUUUGGUCAAUGGGUUUUGCAAGUCAUCCUUCCUUAUACGGCGGCAAAGACAAGCGCCUGUUUGUUCGAUAUGGAGAAGAUUCUCCGCAGCACGGAUCACUUCUUGACUCUGAAUGGCGCACCAACGAUGUGAGCACGGCCUGCGAGCACUCUCUGGGCAAACUUGGCAUUCCUGAGGCUCAAACCCUUGCCCUCUCUCUCACAGGCAGCUGCAUGCUUCUGCUGCAAGCAUGCCACGGGAAGCUGGGGUUGGAUCGUGACCAGGCUGGUCUGUGGACGCCCGGUCGUCUCGCCUACGGCUUUGUCUGAUGUGAUAGGGUUGACAUGGGGGACCUGUUGCAUCUCCAGACCGGCAUCCGUCACCUAUCGCCGUCCUCUUCUCCCUUCAACCCUUCACCUAGACGCUCCGCAGAGACACCCGCACGCAUACGAAUUGCAUAUGUACGCUGUAGGUUAGCAUGUGCUCCGUACGGGCGCAUGGCAUGGCGCGUAGGAGCAUCGACCGACUGCUUUCUUUGUCCUUGGUGCUCCGUAGGCGCUACUGCUA
This is a messenger RNA of Trichoderma harzianum CBS 226.95, 829 nucleotides long. RefSeq lists its product as hypothetical. Lineage: Eukaryota; Fungi; Ascomycota; Sordariomycetes; Hypocreales; Hypocreaceae. The transcript has a single exon. The record is from RefSeq and is a predicted model, not a curated record. The coding region runs from base 256 to 591 and encodes 111 amino acids.